Molecule: messenger RNA, 4053 nt
Organism: Frankliniella occidentalis (western flower thrips)
Lineage: Eukaryota; Metazoa; Arthropoda; Insecta; Thysanoptera; Thripidae
Gene: dlg1
Product: disks large 1 tumor suppressor protein
Exons: 17
Coding region: 250-2721 (823 amino acids)
Biological process (GO): chemical synaptic transmission
Cellular component (GO): neuromuscular junction; postsynaptic density membrane; neuron projection
Molecular function (GO): kinase binding
Source: RefSeq, a predicted model, not a curated record
GCGACCCGUCGCAAGUCGCGCCCGCCGCACCCCGACCCCCGACCGGACCCGACACCUCCGACACCCGACGCGUAUUUUUAGGUUAGGGGUGUGCCCCCGCCUGCCUCCUCCAGUGACUGCUGGGCUGGGAGCCGCUGCAGCUGCAACCAAGUUGUUGCACAGCGUCCGUCCCGUUUCAAAUUCCCCGGACCCGAGCUCUGUUUGCGCUAAUGAUGUGGAUGUGAAAAUUGAAGACAGCAGACUUUCAAUAUGACAGGGCGUAGAAAGAAACGUCAAGAGACUAUAGCCCAGAAAGUGUCAUCCUUGAUUAGUUUGGACAAGGUGAACGGCGGCGGCUCGACGUGCGUCCAGGAUGGCGAGUACGAGUACGAGGAGAUCUCCCUGGAGCGGGGCGGCGCCGGCCUCGGCUUCUCCAUCGCGGGCGGCACCGACAACCCGCACGUGGCCGACGACCCCUCCAUCCUCAUCACCAAGAUCAUCGCGGGCGGCGCGGCCUCGGCCGACGGCCGGCUGCGCGUCAACGACACGAUCCUCUCCGUCAACGACACGUCGGUGGUCGGCGUGCCGCACUCGACGGCCGUGGAGGCCCUCAAGAAGGCCGGCAACUUCGUCCGCUUGCACGUCCGCAGACGUAAGAUGCCGGCGCACAUGCGGAUCCUGGAGCUGGAGCUGGUGAAGGGCACCAAAGGGUUGGGCUUCUCCAUCGCGGGCGGCAUAGGCAACCAGCACAUCCCCGGCGACAACGGCAUCUACGUGACCAAGGUGAUGGAGGGCGGCGCCGCGCAGGUGGACGGCCGCCUCGCCGUCGGCGACAAGCUCAUCGCCGUGCGCAACACCAACCAAGGGGAGCGCAACCUGGAGAACGUGACCCACGAGGAGGCGGUGGCCACCCUGAAAUCGACGACGGACCGCGUGGUGUUGCUGGUGGGCAAGAGCGAGCUGUCGCGGCCCGCGUCCACGCUGUCGCACCACUCGCAUCAGACCGUCGGGGAAGUGCACCAGCCGCCGCCGCCCGCCUCCCUCCCCGCCCCCACCACCUCCAUCGUGACCGCCAUCCCGUCGGCCGCCUCUUCGCGGGUGGCUUCGCCCGUCGGCGCCGCCCCCGCCGUUGCCCCCGCCGCUGCCCCCGUCGCCGCAGCCGCCCCCGCCGUCUCCGCCCCCAGCUCCCGCGGCCCCUCUCCCGGCCAGGGCAAGAGGGCCGCACCGACGCUCGACGCUCCUACGCGCGAGCCUCGCGAGGUGAGCCUCUCCAAGACGGACGGCGGCCUCGGCUUCAACAUCGUCGGCGGCGAGGACGGCGAGGGCAUCUUCAUCUCGUUCAUCCUGGCGGGCGGGCCCGCCGACCUGAGCGGCCAACUCCACCGCGGCGACCAGGUCGUCAGCGUCAACGGCGUCAACCUCAAGGCGGCCAGCCACGAGGACGCGGCGCAAGCCCUCAAGAGCGCCGGCCAGACCGUGAACCUCGUGGUGCAGUUCAGGCCCGAGGAGUACAACCGCUUCGAGGCCAAGAUACACGAGCUGAAGCAGCAGAUGUCGCAGCAGACGGCGCCCACGGGCGGCACCCUCCUCAGGACCUCUCAGAAGCGCUCGCUCUUCGUUCGGGCCAUGUUUGACUACGACCCCAACAAGGACGACGGCCUGCCGAGCCGCGGCCUUCCCUUCCACUACGGCGACAUCCUGCACGUGGUGAACGCCAGCGACGACGAGUGGUGGCAGGCGCGGCGGGUGGUGGUGGCCACGGGCGAGGAGCAGGGCAUCGGCAUCAUCCCCAGCCGGCACCGCUGGGAGCGCAAGCAGCGCGCCCGCGACCGCACCGUCAAGUUCCAGGGGCACAUGCCCGUCCUCAUAGACAAGCAAUCAACAUUGGAUCGGAAGAAGAAGAAUUUCAGUUUCAGUCGUAAAUUUCCGUUUAUGAAGAGUAAGGAUGAUAAAUCUGAGGAUGGUUCGGACGCUGAACCUUCACCUUCCACUCCUAACAGUGAGGGAGACGCAACAAACGCCCCAUUCAUGCUCUGCUAUGCACAAGAAGAGGCAACAUCUGAAGGUAUAACCAUAAACAACAUUUAUCCAAUUGAAUUUCUUGUCGGAACAGAGGAGCAAGUCCUGUCUUAUGAACCUGUGCUGCAACAAAAGAUCCAGUACACUCGUCCUGUCAUCAUCUUGGGCCCACUGAAGGAUCGUAUCAAUGAUGACCUUAUAGCUGAAUUCCCAGAUAGGUUUGGAUCAUGUGUUCCUCAUACUACAAGAUCAAUGAGAGAACAUGAAGUUGAUGGCCGAGAUUAUCAUUUUGUAAGCUCCAGAGAGGAAAUGGAGAGAGAUAUACAAAACCAUCUUUUCAUUGAAGCGGGACAGUAUAAUGAAAACUUGUAUGGUACUUCUGUGCAGUCAGUAAGAGAAGUCUCCGAAAGUGGAAAACACUGCAUCCUAGAUGUUAGUGGCAAUGCCAUUAAACGUCUACAAGUUGCACAGUUGUACCCUAUUGCUAUUUUUAUUAAACCUAAAUCGCUGGAGUCAGUCAUGGAGAUGAACAAACGAAUGUCAUAUGAACAGGCUCGUAAAACAAUAGAACGGGCAUUCAAGAUGGAGUCUGAAUUUGGAGAAUAUUUCACUGCCAUUGUUCAGGGUGAUACUCCUGAAGAAAUUUAUUUGAAAGUCAAAGAAGUUAUCAGCCAAAAUUCUGGUUCCACAAUCUGGAUUCCACAACGCGACCAACAACUGUGACAAAGGUCUCCUACACCAAGCUCCUGAGGCUUGGUUUACGCCACACUAGGGAAACCCAUUGUUGUGGCGUACGACAAAUCCCCUCGCAAAAAAUAAGCACCUUUAAUAGGUCGUUUUUUGAUUGGGCAUAUUUGUGUGUUGUUGGUAUAAAAUGAAACAUUUUAGGACUUUUAGUUAAUUUGAUAUUAAUGAUAAUGAAUGAACUUCCAUGUUUUCUUCUAUCCUAACAUGUUUUAGUAUGACGUAUAAUUGUGGACCUCUUGUUUUGUUUAAUGACUGCUGUCAUUAACGAACACCCAUGAAAAAGCUUGUGAGGUUAAAUUGCAUUUUAUAAUAGUGUAACAUCAUUCCAUGGAGCGGAGAGUGCUCAUUCAUUUACCUCAAUCGUUUUGAGAGUCAAGUCUCGUGGGUAGACUCUUAAAAAUGCUAUCUAUUGAGCCUUCAUUGAAUGUUUAGUAUUGAUGCACCAGAUGCAAUGUUUUUAUGUUGUAUUUCUCUCUUUGAUGUGACCUUUGACCACCUGACUCUGAAUUUACCUAAUUGGUGUAAAAUUUUUAACUUUAUGAUUCUAAAAGAGACUUUUAUAUUUCCAACUCAAUUUUUUCUUAAGAUCUAAUCUCAUCUCAUCAGCUUUGAGUUCACUUUACCACAUUUGCUUUUGACUGUUUUAACUAGUCUGGUGGUAUUAUUGGUUAUUCUCGCAUUUUAGGGAUGUUAUCAAGAUUGUUUGUUGCUCAGAAAUUUCAAAAUUUUCUGGAUAUGUCAAGAAUUUAAUGUGAAUUGUGCCAAAGGUGGAAGAUCAUUUGAAUUAAUGCGAGCAAUUUUAAAAUGUGACCUUUUGCUUUACUUUUAUAUAUUUUUGAAGUUUUAGUGCUCUGUUAAAUUCAGUGUAUUUGUACUAAUGAGUUGAGUGUGGGAUAGUUAUCACCUCUGUGUUUCAAACCUGACCUUUGCCACUUUGUGGUCACCUCUUACUCAAUUUUAUCCUUGCCAUUUGAAAUUUAGGUUUAAGUUCUUUUAAUAAUGGUAUGUACAUGUAUACUACCACAAUCUCAGAACACUUAUUGUUGAUGCAAAAUUGUAGGGAUUAACAAAACAAAAAUGUUUUGAAGAGUCUCAUUUGACAUCAUUUUCAAUGUCUCGUGUCAGCAGUGCAUUUUGAAAAUAUCAGAUAAGAUUCGUUUAGACACAAGCAUUGAUGUUGAUGCUGUUGCUUUGUAGCAACAUGUUAUUCAUAUUUUUUGUCUGGGUCUCCUCUUGAUAGCUUUUGUGUUCUUAGUCAAUCAUCAUCUAUAGUUUUUAAAUCUAAUAAAUUUCUGAUGCAAGGUAGAA